Molecule: messenger RNA, 1191 nt
Organism: Cloeon dipterum
Lineage: Eukaryota; Metazoa; Arthropoda; Insecta; Ephemeroptera; Baetidae
Product: SAC3 domain-containing protein 1
Exons: 7
Coding region: 113-1165 (350 amino acids)
Biological process (GO): centrosome duplication; spindle assembly
Cellular component (GO): nucleus; centrosome; spindle
Source: RefSeq, a predicted model, not a curated record
ACAUACAUGAAGCACCUGGAUAAUUAUUAAUUACUCUGCCAGCGCAAUUCUGUUUCAUCGAAACUUUUUUGUUAGUAAAAAUAUUAAAUAAAAUUUCAAUUUGCAUGUCAUAAUGUCAUCGCUUGGAAUUUUGGGAAAUUUCAUUCAUGGGACAUGUGAAGAAAUGUGCCCCAGGUCUGAGCUCGAGUUCCGCCAAAGACAGAGACUCCUGCAUCCACUUGAAAUGAAAGCUGGCACGAUACAUCAUAAACCUCCGCUAGCUGACCCUUUGAAGACGGUGAAAGAAUACAGCCGGUCAGCUGCUGGUGUCAAAGCCGAAAAUGCUGAUCAGCUCCGACCUCUGCCUGUUCUUGAAAGGACAACGAUCUAUUUAAUUAGGCUAGCCAUGGAAGAACAGGGUCUGUGUGGAAAUUGGUCAACAAUCUAUGAUUUUGUAACUGACAGAUUGCGAGCAGUUAGAAAAGACAUCGUUAUCCAGGGCUUAAGCGGACGGGAUGUUUUGCCUAUUUUAGAAGUUAUGGUGUUGUUUCAUCUCUACGCUGGAUACAGGCUUUGUGAACUUAAAGUAUCGCAGUUUGACCCUAAACUCAACAAUGAUAUGCUGAUUGACUGUGUCAGAAGGGCACUGGAUACUUAUGAUUAUGGAUUUACAUCUCGGAACCAGCUUUUGUUAGAGUCAAUAUUUGCACUCCAUGACAUAAACCGCACUGAAGGCAUAGUCAGGCUGCUGUCUUCCAAGCCUAGGUCAAAAAUGACUGAGGAUGCCAUUCAAAUGUUCAUUUUGUACAGUAGUAACAAUUAUGCAAGGCUGUUUCGUUCUUUUCAAGAUUUGCCCGCACCACUUGCCUGUGCAAUGGCUCAGCAUUUGCCGUCAGUCAGAAGGAAUGCUUUUAAUGCUAUGAGCGUGGCAUACAGCAGCAAAAUACUUAAGGUGCCGGUGCAGUGGCUGUCUUCUUCGUUACUCCUGAGCUGCGAAGAUGUUCGUGCCGAAGCAAAAAACUAUGGAGUCAAGCAAGAAGCAGAUUUUUUACAAUUUUCAAAAGGGAAUUUUAAUUCGGACUCCAAACCGGUGCCUUGUACAAGACUGAAGGAAUUGGAAAUUGAAUCAAAAAUGCAAGUAUUUAUAAAAGAAUUCCUGGUUCUAAACUUUGACUUACGGAAAUAAAAUUAGCAUAUACACUUUUUAUUAAA